Molecule: messenger RNA, 1088 nt
Organism: Rhizophagus irregularis DAOM 181602=DAOM 197198
Lineage: Eukaryota; Fungi; Glomeromycota; Glomeromycetes; Glomerales; Glomeraceae
Source: RefSeq, a predicted model, not a curated record
GUAAAAAAAAAAAAAAACUUUUUUCUUAAUAUUUCUUUGAAUAUAAUAUAUAUAUAUUUUUCUUCUUAAUUUUUUAUAAAAAAAAAAAAAAUGCCUAAAGAUACACCAAUACGUUGGGAAAAUGCAGAACUAAUUAAAAUCUUAAGUUACAUUAAUAACAAUAUUGAUAUGUGGUGUACAAACCAUCUUAAUGCUUGUCUCAAAGCAAUAGAAGCUACCAACAAUAAUAAACGUGAUGCAAAAGCAGUUUAUAAUAAAAUUCAUAGUUUGAUUAAAGCUAUGGACGAAUUUCUUAAAACAGGGAAAAAGGCUCAAACUUGCAGCAUUAUUUGGGAGGAAACAAAAAUUCAUGAUUUAGUAAGAAAAAUUUAUGUUAAAACCAAAGAUAGAAAGAAGAAAGAUGACAAUAAAGAAAAAAAGAAAAAAGACGAAAAUCUAGAACGAAGGUCAAAAGAAGGAAGUCAAGAAUCUAAAACUCGUGAUGAUGAUGGUGAUGUUGAAAUGUCAAAUAGCUCUGAUCAACUAACGCCCACUAAUCGAUCGACUGUAAAUGGACCUGUCUCUCAGUUACCUUUUUCUCCUGAUUUGAUUGAAAAACUUUAUAAUGAAAAAUGUCAACAAAUUGCUGAAACUCGGACUAGACUUACAAAAAUAGCUGAAAGUGCCAAGAGUGAAUUUGAUAUGGUUAACUUUCAGAUUCCUUUUCAACUUGAUUCAGUUGAGACUAACUGUAACGAUAAAGUACAUCAAAUUACUCUUCUUCGAACUGAACUUAUCGAAAUGAUUGAGAAAGCUAAUAAUAAAUAUAAUGAAUUAAAAGCAUUUCAAUAACUUUGAAUUAGAUAAUAAAAUAUUUCGAACACGAUGGUGAUUGGAGUAUAUUAAUUUUAAUGAAUCUAUUUAAUUUUCUUUCCCUCUUUUUUCUCUUUUUCUUUUGAUAUCUUUAUUUAUACAUAUACACAUUAUUAAGUAAACUUGCAUAGUCUAAUCUCUUCACUGGUUAAAGUGUGUGUUUAUAAUACCUCUUGAUCAUUUUAAAUUUAGAAUAAAAGGCCCUUUUUUUUAAAAAAAAAAAGAAAAAAGAAAAA